Budorcas taxicolor (takin) is the source of this 1759-nucleotide messenger RNA. It is a transcript of the gene FOSB, whose product is annotated as FosB proto-oncogene, AP-1 transcription factor subunit. Lineage: Eukaryota; Metazoa; Chordata; Mammalia; Artiodactyla; Bovidae. Gene Ontology annotation, biological process: regulation of transcription by RNA polymerase II. The coding region runs from base 526 to 1551 and encodes 341 amino acids. Gene Ontology annotation, cellular component: nucleus. The record is from RefSeq and is a predicted model, not a curated record. The transcript is spliced from 4 exons. Gene Ontology annotation, molecular function: DNA-binding transcription factor activity, RNA polymerase II-specific; RNA polymerase II cis-regulatory region sequence-specific DNA binding.
ACUGGGACACGCGGAGCUGGAACUUGAUUGUUGUGGUUCUUCUUCUUGGGGGCUGUGAAAUUAGGUUUAUUUUCUUCCGGAAAGUUUUUGGAAGGAUUCUUCUAGAUAAUUCUACAUUUUAUUUCGGAGGAUCGACUUUUUUUUUCGUCUUUACUACUCCCUCCUCCCCCGUGGGACCCGCCGGACGCGUGGAGGGGAUCGCACCCGAAGCAGAUUCUGUACAGCAGGACAGCGCUUUCCGCCUCUGGGGGAGCGAUCCCCCCUCGCCCCCGGGUCCUACGGAACGUAGACUACCAGGAGGCACAGCGGCAUCUUGUGGGGGCCUGGGCACCGCAAAGGAAUUACACGGAAACUUUGCCAUUGUUGGAGCGGGACGCUGCCCCCGCCCUGAGUUUCCCCGGACAGCGCACUUUGGGGACGCGCUCGGCUCACCCCGGACUCGCACCUUUCUUCCCCCACCCGGCCAUAGCCUUGGCUUCCCGGCGACCUCAGCGUGGUCACAGGGGCCCCCCUGUGCCCAGGGAAAUGUUUCAAGCUUUCCCCGGAGACUACGACUCCGGCUCCCGGUGCAGCUCCUCACCCUCCGCCGAGUCUCAGUAUCUGUCCUCGGUGGACUCCUUCGGCAGUCCACCCACCGCCGCCGCCUCCCAGGAGUGCGCCGGUCUUGGGGAAAUGCCCGGUUCCUUCGUGCCCACGGUCACCGCGAUCACAACCAGCCAGGACCUCCAGUGGCUUGUGCAACCCACCCUCAUCUCUUCCAUGGCCCAGUCCCAGGGGCAGCCACUGGCCUCCCAGCCCCCGGCCGUUGACCCCUACGACAUGCCAGGAACCAGUUACUCCACACCGGGCCUGAGUGGCUACAGCAGUGGCGGAGCGAGUGGCAGUGGUGGGCCUUCCACCAGUGGAACCACCAGUGGACCUGGGCCUUCCCGCCCAGCUCGAGCCCGGCCUAGGAGACCCCGAGAGGAGACGCUCACCCCAGAGGAGGAGGAGAAGAGAAGGGUUCGCCGAGAACGAAACAAACUGGCAGCAGCAAAGUGUAGGAACCGGCGAAGGGAGCUGACUGACCGACUCCAGGCGGAGACAGACCAGCUAGAGGAAGAAAAGGCGGAGCUGGAGUCGGAGAUUGCCGAGCUCCAAAAGGAGAAGGAACGUCUGGAGUUUGUGCUGGUGGCCCACAAACCGGGCUGCAAGAUCCCCUACGAAGAGGGGCCCGGGGGGCCCGGGCCGGGCCCGCUGGCGGAGGUGAGAGAUUUGCCGGGGUCAGCAUCCACUAAGGAAGAUGGUUUCAGCUGGCUGCUGCCGCCCCCGCCACCACCGCCCCUGCCCUUCCAGACCAGCCAAGACGCACCCCCCAACCUGACAGCUUCUCUCUUUACACACAGUGAAGUUCAAGUCCUCGGCGACCCCUUCCCCGUUGUUAACCCUUCGUACACUUCCUCGUUUGUCCUCACCUGCCCGGAGGUCUCCACGUUCGCCGGCGCCCAACGCACCAGCGGCAGUGACCAGCCUUCCGACCCCCUGAACUCGCCCUCCCUUCUUGCUCUGUGAACUUUAGACAAAACAAACACACACACAAGGGAGAGAGAUUUGGACGCGGAGGAACUGGAGGAGAGGGGAAGAGACAAAGCGGGCGUGUGGUUUCCCUGCCUCUCCUGCUUGACCCUCUGCUGCCGCUGCCAUCGGACAGGAGGACUUCCUUGUGUUUUGUGCUGCCUCUUGUUUCUGCCGGCCCGGCGAGGCCAGAGAGCUGGUGACU